UUCUCCUACUAUGGCAUGCGAGCUGUACUCGUGCUGUACUUCAAGUACUUCUUGCUCUGGGACGAUGACUUGGCCACCUCCAUCUACCACGUCUUUGUGGCCUUCUGCUACCUGACCCCCAUCCUCGGGGCCAUUGUGGCUGACUCCUGGCUGGGAAAGUUUAAGACUAUCAUCUACUUGUCCAUUGUGUAUGCGAUCGGCCAGGUUACAAUGGCUAUCAGUGCAAUCCAUGACAUCACUGACUACAACAAAGACGGGACACCAGACAACAUGACCUUUCAUGUCGUGCUGUCCAUGGUGGGUCUCUUCCUCAUCGCUCUGGGCACUGGUGGCAUUAAACCUUGUGUUGCUGCCUUUGGUGGAGACCAAUUCGGUAACCAUCAGGAAAAGCAAAGGAGAACUUUCUUCUCUGUAUUUUACCUGUGCAUCAAUGGUGGGAGUCUCCUGUCAACCAUUAUCACUCCGAUCCUGAGAGCUCAGGACUGUGGCAUCUACAGUAAGCAGAAGUGUUAUUCUCUGGCCUUCGGUGUCCCUGCAGCACUAAUGUUGGUUGCACUUGUGGUGUUUAUCAUUGGAAGUGGUAUGUACUACAAAGCUGAACCACAGGGAAACAUCAUGGGGUCCGUGUGUAAAUGUAUCGGGUUUGCCAUUAAAAAUCGCUACAAACACAGAAGCAAACAAUACCCAAAGAGGCAGCAUUGGAUGGACUGGUCAGAGGAAAAAUAUGAAAAACUCCUCAUUGCUCAAAUCAAAAUGGUGCUGAAGGUCCUGUUUUUAUACAUCCCACUCCCGAUGUUCUGGACCCUGUUUGACCAAAAGGGUUCAAGAUGGACUCUGCAAGCCACCAACAUGGAUGGAAACUUUGGUCUUCUUGUCAUACAGCCUGACCAGAUGCAGACUGUCAACCCCAUCCUGAUCCUGACUCUGGUGCCGAUCAUGGACAGCCUUAUCUACCCUCUGAUCAAAAAAUGUGGUCUAAACUUUACACCUCUGAAAAGAAUGACAGUAGGGAUGGUAAUGGCAGCCAUAGCAUUUGUCUGCGCUGCUGUGGUUCAGCUUCAAAUCGAUAUAACAUACCCUACCUUCCCGUCAGCGUCCGAGAGUCAGUUGAAAUUAAUUAACAUGGGCAGUACUCCAGUCACUUACUUGUUGCCUGGCAACGGACCUCUGGUACUUCCUGCAGCUCAGGCCAGCCAGAACUUCUUUACAUUUAAAGAAGAUAUUAUCAGUGUUAAAAUUGUCGGCCCUGAAGUGACAAAAAGUAUACCCUUGGUCAAAGGAAAGCGACAAAAGCUUCUCAUUCCUGCAAAUAUCAAUGACAAUUGGCUGUUGAUUGACGCUUUGAAUUCCAAGCCACAACAAGGCAACAAUGCAAUCCGAUUUAUCAAUGGAAUGAAUACAACAUUGAAUGUUUCAACGGCUGGAGCUGACUUUGGACUUAUUGAGCCAUUUUAUUUUUCCAACUACUCCCAGAUAAAAUAUGGAAAAGCCAUCUUCACCUUACAGAGUGGUUCACAGUCAUGUGAAUACAGCAGGGACUUUGGAUUUGGAAGUUCAUACACAUUCUUUAUCCCCAGCACUUUAGUCAUUGGACAAAAUUGUCAGGGGGCGAUUACUGAAUCAGAAGACAUCGAGCCCAACUCAGCUCACAUGGCUCUCCAAAUCCCACAGUACUUCUUCAUAACUGUUGGUGAAGUGAUGUUUUCGGUUACUGGUCUGGAGUUCUCCUACUCACAGGCACCUAGUAACAUGAAAGCAGUGCUGCAAGCAGGCUGGUUGUUGACUGUUGCUGUCGGCAACUUCAUUGUACUGAUUGUAGCUGAGCUUGCAAAGCUUCCUAAACAGUGGGCAGAGUACGUCCUGUUUGCCUCUCUCUUGAUUGCAGUGUGUUUCAUCUUUUCCAUCAUGGCGCAUUUCUACACCUACAUUGACCCUACAGAAAUUGAGGCCCAGUUCAUGAAGAAGGUUGAUGAAGAUGAUGACGAUGAUAAAAGUCUAAAAAAGGCAGAGAUAGAGAUGGUCAGGAAAGACUCAAAUAAAAGUGACAAAGAUGAAGAUGAUCCAGGCAAACGCACCAAAAUGUGA
This is a messenger RNA of Gymnodraco acuticeps, 2085 nucleotides long. It is a transcript of the gene slc15a1a, whose product is annotated as solute carrier family 15 member 1a. Gene Ontology annotation, molecular function: dipeptide transmembrane transporter activity. Gene Ontology annotation, cellular component: membrane. The record is from RefSeq and is a predicted model, not a curated record. The transcript is spliced from 21 exons. Gene Ontology annotation, biological process: transmembrane transport; oligopeptide transport. The coding region runs from base 16 to 2085 and encodes 689 amino acids. Lineage: Eukaryota; Metazoa; Chordata; Actinopteri; Perciformes; Bathydraconidae.